Molecule: messenger RNA, 1263 nt
Organism: Tarenaya hassleriana
Lineage: Eukaryota; Viridiplantae; Streptophyta; Magnoliopsida; Brassicales; Cleomaceae
Product: gibberellin 20 oxidase 1
Exons: 2
Coding region: 203-1180 (325 amino acids)
Molecular function (GO): dioxygenase activity
Source: RefSeq, a predicted model, not a curated record
UCAUAUAUUCUUUCCAAAAAUGUAAUUCCGGCAUAAUGAUUAGCCUGAAAUCUGCUCUUACUGCUACUAGAUUUCUCCAAAGCUACUUUUGUUGUCUUAAUAAUAGCCCCUAUGCAUAUCUAACUGCCAGCCUACAAACCCUACUCUUACCCCUAAAACCUCAAGAAACUUCUUGUCUGAGAGAGAUUCACUUAUAAAAAUAAUGUCAGAGCUUCAGAGUUCUCUGCAACUUCCUGUGUUGGAUUUGACACAACCUCUUCAACCUUCUGUUCUGUUGUCUCUCUCAAAGGCCUGUCGAGAGUGGGGAUUCUUUUAUGUCACCAACCAUGGAAUCUCCAGAGAUUUGUUCAGCAGAAUCUAUUCCUUGUCCAAACAGAUCUUCAGUGUUCCUCUUGACUCGAAGCUUAAGCUUGACCCUUUCUCUUCUCUCAAAACGUACACUCCCCGUUUCAUCGCUUCCCCCUAUUUCGAGAGCCUCGUAGUCUCUGGACCCGAUUUCUUUGCUUCAGCAAAGGCUUCUGCAGAUGUGUUGUUCCAAGAUCAUAAACCAGAAUUAAGCGAGAGUCUGCAAGAGUACGGAACUAAAAUGGCAGAACUAUCGAAAAGAAUCAUAAAGAUUCUCUUGAUGACCCUAGGAGAUGAUGCCAAGAAGAGAUUUUACAAACCUGAGUUCGAUAAAUGCCACGGAUACUUGCGUGUAGUGAACUAUACGCCUCCAAAGGACGUAGAGGACAGACAAGAACCAGUGGAAGGGCUCGGAAUGCAUACAGACAUGAGCUGUGUAACGAUACUCUACCAAGAUUCUGUCGGCGGCCUCCAAAUGAGAUCCAGGGAAGGAAAAUGGAUCGACAUAAAGCCAUGCGAGGAUUCUCUGGUGGUUAAUGUCGGAGAUCUGAUGCAGGCUUGGAGCAAUGGACGGCUGAGAUCUUCCGAACAUCGGGUUGUGCUCAGAAAGCUGGUGAACAGAAUCUCUCUGGCGUUUUUUCUGUGCUUUGAGGACGAGAAAGUGGUACUUGCGCCGCAAGAAAUCGUGGGCGAGGGCAACUGCAGGAGCUACAGAUCGUUUGUCUGCUCAGAGUAUCUGAAGUUCAGACAGAGCAAUGAAGUGGGGAAGUUUGAGAAAAUCGGUUACACUGUGAAAGACUUCGCCGGGAUAAAGCCUCAGCUGCUAGAUCCUUAAGGUAGGUACGUUUACUGGUUUUCCGGUUUAGAAAUCGCUAAACCGGUUCUGUUUUACGAGAGGAAAGAAAAUAAAAACCGGGA